CCUAGUGUAAUACACGUGUUUUACGGAAAAUUUAAAAUUCAAUUAAAAAGCAAGAAAAAGAAGAUACGUUUAUAUUUAAAAAAUCAUGUUAAAAUUAAAAUAAUUCUAAUAAUUUUUAAAUAUAAUAAUAUUACAAAAAUGUCACGAAUUGCUGAUACAAGGGAAAUUAUAGUGACUAGUGACACUAAUAAUGAACAUUGGAAUGCUGCCGUGUGGGAUCAUCGGACAGGUUCUAUUUUAUCGACUUACAAAAAUGCUGGUACUCUUAGUCAUCGAACUCUUCAACUUUUAAAUGAUAGUUAUAUAGUAGGUGCUGAUUUAACAAAACCGCGUAUAUAUGUUUGGCCACUCAACGAUCACUCUCCUGUCUCUAACCUCAGAUUAACAACACCGGGUAAAGUUACUGCUCUGAAAUUUACACCGAAUAGUGCCUACAUUGUUGCAGCAAUUUCUGAAAAAUUAUUUAUUUGGCAAUCUUGUAAUGGACGAUUGUUAAAAAAUUUAUCACAACAUUAUCAAACAGUGAGUUGUUUAUCGUUUACUAAAGACGGUUCAAUUUUUGCCAGUGGCGCUGAAGAUGGUUUAGUAUUUGUUUGGUCGUUAUAUCGCGUGUUGAAUGACGAACAACCUACGCCAUUGCAUGCUUUCUCUCAUCAUUCGUUACCAAUAAAAGAUCUACAAUUCGGCCAUGCCGGAUCACGAGGAAGACUGUGUUCCGUAUCUCUUGAUCGAACAUGCAACAUUUACGAUCCUGGUAGUGGAUCGCUAUUGCUCACCUUUGUGUUCGACGUACCGCUCACUUCCAUUUCCAUGAACAUCCGUGAAAGUGAUUUAUUUGUGGGUUGUACCGACGGUGACAUAUAUCGAUUCAAUUUACACGAGCCACCACGUGGAAUAGAACAUCAUGUGCAGAUACGGAAAGACGGAAAUUCGGAGGGCGUGAUAGUUUUCCAGGGACACAAAUCGACCGUAGUAUCGUUGUCGAUAUCGAUCGACUGUCGAUAUCUGCUGUCAGGCUCGAUAAGCGGUGAGGUUCAUGUUUGGGAUAUAGCCAGUCAUCAGAUUCUUCGAACAAUCAAUCACAAGGGACCAAUCACUGCAGCAUUCUUUGCUAAAUAUUAUGAGAAUUUCCGGGUCACUAAUCUUAAACCAUGCUUGCAAUUGUGUAAUCUACAGAGAAUAUCUGAUGAUACUGGAAAAGAAAGUUCUAUCGAUGUAAUAUCAAACAAUCAAAAUUUGGCGGAUAUUUUAAAUUUCGAAUUAUAUACGGAAAAAAAUGUCGAUCUGACAAGAUUAGAGGAUUCAAAUUCGCAGAAACUUGUUGAGAUGAAGGAAGAAAUUGAUAGACUAAAGAAAAUUAAUACUGCUAUUUAUCAAUACAGCGUAAAACAUAUUCUGAAUAAGUCGAAUGAAAAUAUAUCUUCAGUUUGAACAUAUGAAAAUUUAUUAGAAAAAAUUAUAACA
Messenger RNA from Apis laboriosa (Himalayan honeybee), 1464 nucleotides. RefSeq names its product WD repeat-containing protein 18. The transcript has 2 exons. The record is from RefSeq and is a predicted model, not a curated record. Gene Ontology annotation, molecular function: protein binding. Gene Ontology annotation, biological process: rRNA processing; DNA-templated DNA replication. NCBI's taxonomy places the organism in Eukaryota, Metazoa, Arthropoda, Insecta, Hymenoptera, Apidae. The coding region runs from base 139 to 1431 and encodes 430 amino acids. Gene Ontology annotation, cellular component: nuclear pre-replicative complex.